Chara braunii is the source of this 5035-nucleotide messenger RNA. NCBI's taxonomy places the organism in Eukaryota, Viridiplantae, Streptophyta, Charophyceae, Charales, Characeae. The record is from the annotation of a GenBank genome assembly.
AGUCCUCCUCUUCUAUAUUCUUAUGAGGACUAUGUUGCCCGGCUCGUUCCUACGCUGGGUACUCAUGCUCAAGGACAAGACGUGUGUGCGGCAUCUUCUUCGUCCGGCAGCGGCAACUUAUCGUCUUGGUUUUUCACGGGAUUCGGCGCGCGAGUUCAACAUAGAGGUGCUGGACCCGCUCACGUCAGAGGAUUUCGCAUGGCUUCCUCUCCCGACCAGGGGCCGCUUGUCGGGACCACAAUGCGCAGCAUUAUGCGCUCAUCUCCACACGUAUUUAUCCUUCUAUGCACCACCAACUUUGCCGACGGAUGACGAAGCUGCGGUGGGGGACAUCCUUGCGUAUGUUACCAAGGUGGCCCGCGAGUUUCGCAAGCAGCGGUACGAUGACAACAACGCACCGCUCCUCUAUGUCCACAUCCAAGUUGAGCAAGCGUCCUGCAGCGCUUUGCUGGAUAGCGGCGCGUCUCGCAAUUUCAUGAGCCAAGCCUUUAUGCAAAGGGUUGGCCUUGGCGCACAAGUUUGGAGGAAGGCAAACCCGACGGUGAUCAAGUUGGCGGACGGAAGGACGCAACAACUUAUCGACCGUUACAUCGAGGCUGUACCGGUGUCUUUCGCACCUCAUGCAUGCGAACCGGUGACAUUCAACAUUUUGGACACGGACUUUGGUAUCAUUUUGGGAAUGCCUUGGCUUGCAAGUGUGGAUCACACGGUCAACUUCCACCGGCGGACUCUUACUGUUCGGGACGCCUUCGGCGCCGAAGUGCCGUGUACUAUUCCUCUUCCGCACCCUUCGAUCCGGUGCCAAGUGGUGACGGCCAAGUCGUUCCGAGCUACUUGCGCUUACGAGAAGCCCGAUGAGAUAGGCCUAUGCUUCCUACGGACCGACGUGGUAGGCGAUUCUUCCCCCACAGACUUGUCGUCGGACCCCCGUGUGGUGCGGUUGCUUGACGAGUUCACCGACAUCUUCGAGUCACCUACCGGUGUGGUGCCGGAUCGGCCGAUCUCUCACGAGAUCAUUCUUGAGGUCGGUGUCGUGCCGCCGAAAGGCUGCAUUUACCGCAUGAGCGAGGAGGAGCUUACGGUCCUCCGCGCACAACUCGAUGACUUGUUGGACAAGGGCUGGAUCCGCCCUAGUAACUCCCCAUAUGGAGCACCAGUUCUCUUCCAGUAUUCGGAGACGACGGCAACCGAACUACACAAGUGGGAAGAAGAGGAAGCCGCCCGCCAGCAGGGAAUACAACGCCAGCAGGCAGAGGCAGCAGCAGCACGUCAGCGGGCCGCAGCAGAAGCUGCAGCCGCCGCACAGUUGCAACAGCAGCAGCUUGAGGUAGAUCAGAACCAGGCUCGUUACCAAGCCACGAUGGCCCUUGCUCGCGACGAAGCCACAUAUGUCAAGCUACUUCGCCAACAGCAUUUCCAAGAGACCGAAGAACAAGACCGGCCAACCGAGGAAGAAAGAGACAAGGAAGGGACAGCAGUACUAAUGGAGACUCUGUUGUACACGUGCAAUUGGCAGCAACGUGAACUGCUCGCCACGCGGCAGGUCCUCAUCCGCCAUGAAACAACACUCAAGGCAAUGGACAAGAGGAUCGUGUCCCUGCAGGCCAGGAACAGCACACUACAUGCUGCCAACAGCCAGCAGCAGAUACUCAACAGCCAGCAGCAGACACUCAACACCCAGUUGCAGACCGAUGUCAGCACAGGGUUGGCACAAGCGUCAGCAGCUGCGCCAACGGGCAGUGCAGCGACACUCAACGACCGCGUUGACCAACGUCCGGUCGCCGUUGCCAAGGAAUGGAAGAUGCCGAACUUCAAGAUCGAGAAGUUCGACGACUAUCACAAGACCGAUCCGCUGCAAUGGUGGCUAGCAUUCAACGAAAAGGCGGACGUGCAUCACACUCCACCACUGCGACGGCUUGACGCUCUCUACCUCCAACUAAUUGGAGGAGCGAAGGUCUUCAUGACACAUAUGGUAGUCACAUUGGAAUGCACCAUCGCCACCCUCCACACCAAGAUCACGUGGGAGGAAUUCGAGAAGAAGUGGAAGACCCGGUUCAUGGUCAACAACGACAAGCGUCACGCCAUGAACAAGAUCUUCCGCAUCUACCAAGGCCAGCAAACAUCACGGAAGACUCCUGCGCUUGGUACGGAAUUCCAAUAUGAGACCUUUGAUGAUCUGAUCUCAAAGGCAAGAGACCUAAUUCAAGUGCCUGCCUCGACAAGGACAAGGAAAAUGUCAAGUGUUCGGGCUCGGGAAACUGAGCACCCAGGAAGUGCAGCGACAACAUUUCCUAGUCCGCCGGAGUCGGCUGCCUUGCUAGCAGCCUCUCUCACAUCCGGGGACACCGCGGUAGUCGCAAGUUCUCGCGUUGAGUACGAGAACUAUGAUGUCGAGCUGGUCCCACCGUUGAACCAGCUUCUCCACGUGCAAGAUUCAAGCAUAUAUGCGGCAGUUCCGUCGACGGGCAACGAACCGGUUGCUUCGCCAACCCUUCUAUCGGAGGAUCCGUCAACUUGGACGAGACUUGAGGAUCUCAACCCGUUGACGGUUGAGGACUUCCAAUGGUUGCCUCUUCUCUCCACCGGUUCUUUGCCAACUCCGCAUUGCAAUGUCUUAAUGGCACAUCUACGCGAAUACUUGCACGGUGCAGUACCACCUCCGUCGACGGACGACGGAGUAGCGGUUGUUGAUCUUUGCAACUAUCUUGCGAAGAUCGACCGCGAGUACGCAACGCGACGAUACGUCGACAAUGACGCGCCGCUCCUCUACAUCCGCAUUCAGAUCGGAAAUGCGACCUGCAGUGCCUUGAUCGAUUGUGGAGCGACUCGCAACUACAUCAACCAAGACUUCAUGGCACGCGCCGGGCUUGGCCCGCGCGUUCGAAGGAAAAGUCAGCCUACGCACGUCAUGCAUGUCGUGGCUGCAAAGCGAAGACCAUCCGGUGAACUUCAUCGACACACCGUUCACGUUCGUGAUCGGCGUGGCGAACUAGUUCCGUGUACGGUGUCGUUUCCUCAUCCUUCGAUUGGUUGUCACGUGGUAUCCGCGGCGAGCAUUCGCCAAUCCAUCCGGCGGAACGACAUCGAGGAGAUGGGCACAUGUUUUCUUCACGCCCUCCCACCCGGUGAUCAGCCCAAGACGGAUACGUCGGACCCACGCAUCAUUGAGCUGUUGGACAGCUAUGAGGAUGUCUUUCAAGCUCCCGCCGGAGUCAUACCGGAUUGGCCGAUACGCCACGGGAUCACUCUCGAGGACGGCGUCGUACCUCCGCGCGGAUGUAUCUACCGCAUGAGCGAAGAGGAACUUCAAGUGCUUCGGGGACAACUAGACGACCUCUUGGCCACGGGCUGGAUUCGCCCUAGCUGUUCGCCAUACGGUGCUCCCGUUCUCUUCGUCCGGAAGAAGAACAAGGACCUUCGUUUCUGCCUCGAUUAUCAAAAACUUAACGCGCAAACGAUCAAGAACGUCGGCCCUCUCCCUCGGAUCGAUGACGUUCUCGAGCGACUAGGCGGCACCAAGUACUUCUCGAAGCUUGACCUCAAGUUCGGAUAUCACCAGAUCGAGAUCCAGCCAAGAGACCAGUACAAAACCACGUUCAAGACGCGAUAUGGGCACUUUGAGUGGAUCGUCAUGCCUUUCGGUCUCACCAAUGCCCCGGCUACUUUCAAAGCGGCCAUGACGACGGAAUUCCGCGACUUGCUCGACCGCACCGUGCUCAGGCCAUAUUGGUUUAUAGUCGGACGCUGGACGCUGGAUUACCUCGAUGAUAUCUUGGUUUAUAGUCGGACGCUGGACAAGCACCUUGAGCACCUUCGCGUCGUAUUGGAGCGGCUUCGUAUCGCCAAGUACAAGGCAAACCGCGACAAGUGCGAGUUUGCCCAGCAAGAGCUGGAGUACUUAGGCCAUUACGUUACGCCGCAAGGCAUUCAUCCGCUCGCGGACAAGGUACAAGCUAUUCAAGAUUGGUCGGACCUCAACCACGGCGUUCCGGAAGACAUCGUCAGUGACCGCGAUACUCGUUUCAUGUCGGCCUUUUGGACGGCACUCAUGGUGGAAUCCAGCACCAGCAUGAAACCGAGUUCCGCACAGCAUCCUCAAACGGAUGGGCAAACGGAACAUGCGCACCAGACUGCGCCGAUGAUGCUCCGCACACUCAUCCGCCCGGAUCAAAAGGACUGGGUUGACCGCCUUCCUGACAUCGAGUUCGCCUAUAACACUUCGGUGCACCCAGCGAUUGGCGUGACUCCAUUCGAGUUGCACCAUGGUGGACGGAAAGGACGUAUCUUCGCAGACAUUUUGCUUCCACGGGCUGCCGAUAUAGACACCGCUUGCUCCCCCUCUUCUACACGGAAGUACAGGGAACUGCUGGCCAAAGCCCGCGCAAACAUGCAAAAGGCUCAGGUCCAUAUGCAGCAGCAAGCGAACCGGCGUCGCAUCCCAUGUCCAAUUCGCACUGGCGACCUAGUUUGGGUCACCUCCGAGGAAUUCGCACUCGAGCAGGACGUCUUGCGCAAGCUCCUCCCUAAGUGGUUUGGAGUCUUUGGACCAUGGAUGGUCACUUUAGCAGCUGGCGACGACCCCGCAGGUCCAUCUUUCAUCAUUGAGAUUCCCCCGCACUUGACGGUCCACCCGAUCUUUCAUGCGUCAAAGCUGGCAGUUUACACUCCAGCCUCCGUAGCGGAUUUCCCGGGCAGACGGUCACAAGACCCUCCUUCAAUGGAUGGUCAUCAGGAGGUCGACCGCGUUCUCACGCAUCGCAAGCAUGGCAACAAGCCGAUGCAGUACAAAGCUACAUUCAAGCAAUGCGAUCCGAACGACACACGCCGGAUUUCAAGAUCUGAUUUGAAGACGACAGCACCCCUCAUCUUUGCGCAUUACGAAAAACAGCGACUUGCUAAGGAAGCUGCCCAACCUGCCCGCCCCGUACGGGCAUCGGACAGACAGCUUCACCCUCGCAGUUAGCUCGGUCUUUCAAGGGGGGGAGUGUGUGGCAUUCUGAGCCACACGGGCCCCUGUUAGGGCCCGGUUCCAGAC